Messenger RNA from Caenorhabditis auriculariae, 886 nucleotides. NCBI's taxonomy places the organism in Eukaryota, Metazoa, Nematoda, Chromadorea, Rhabditida, Rhabditidae. The record is from the annotation of a GenBank genome assembly.
AUGUCGAAGUACGGCUGCCCAACCUCUGAUACCGAUGCUAGCUCGGUGACGGUGCUCACCAAGAGGGGUCCUGUCGCAAAAACUUUGAAGUCCGCUUCGGUUCGUCAUUUUUUUUUUUCAGUUUCAAGGUUAUUCAUGAAGUUUCAGGCUGUGAAUGCUGCCAAGAGAAGCGGCCUGGCCGUUGAAACCGAAAAGAAAAUGAUGGCUGGUGGCAACCGUCAGCAUACAUCCAACAAGGAUACUGCCAGGUUUUUAAUUCUAAAUGUAACUGGUAAAAUGAAAUUUUUCAGGCUAGACGAAGAAACUGAGCUCCUUCACCAUGACCGGGUCUCGCUUUCUCUUGGAAAAGUGAUGCAACAGGCUCGGCAGACGAAAGAGUGGACCCAGAAGGAUUUGUCGACGGUAAAAUUAGAAAGUAAUUGAAGUUCAAAUUUUUUCAAUUUUCAGGCCAUCAACGAAAAACCACAAGUGGUGUCCGAGUACGAGAGUGGUAAGGCUGUGCCGAAUCAGCAAAUUCUUAAUAAAAUGGAGAGGGCUCUUGGGGUGAGACAUUCAAUCAUUUUUUCAAUUUAUGAAGGAAGUUUCGUAGCUUAAAAAUGCGCAGGAAGUUCUAUAAUAACCCUGUCAACACAAUAUCUUACAUUUGUUCCUUUGAUGAAUGAUUUGAAAACUAUUUUUGAAUCAAAAACGUUUUUUGAAGUGUUAAAAGGCGCAGAGAGGUGAAAUGACUUCUGAAAAGGCUCUUCGCCUCAAAACCUUUGUUAAUUUUUUCCAUGCUCCUUCAAAAAAAUGGUUUAUAUUUCUUGUUUUUCAAUAAAAGUUUUUUCAGGUGAAACUCCGUGGAAAGGACAUGGGCCAGCCUCUCUCGGCUCCAAAGAAGAAGUAG